AUGGAAGUAAACUACUAUGAGAAAACUCCACUGCUACACAGAAACUUCGGACAUCGUAGCAGAGGACCUCAAUUUUUAAUGAAGUGCGAGUUUCUUCAACCUGCAGGGAGUUUCAAGAUUAGGGGAAUUAGUCAUCUAAUUAAGACAAGUCGCAUAGAAGCAAGCGUGAAAAGAAACGCUGAGUUUGCAGUAGUCUCAAGUUCCGGUGGCAAUGCUGGGCUGGCUGCAGCAGUUGCAUCGAAGAUUCAGGCCGUUCCUUGCUCUGUUGUAGUUCCAAAAAGUACAAAAAAAAGGAUGGUUCAAAAGAUAGAAGCAGCAGGUGCAGAAGUGAUAACUGUGGGAAGUCAUUGGGGAGAAGCUGAUGAGUUUUUACGAACGAAAUUAAUGCCUGCUCUAAGGGAAAAGAGAGUAGAACCGCUUUAUGUGCACCCAUUUGAUAAUCGGACUAUCUGGGAAGGUCAUUCGAGUAUCAUUGACGAAGUGGUGGACCAAUUGGCUGCAAAAUCCAUUUCAGUAGGGAGAAUCAAGGCAAUUGUUUGUAGUGUCGGGGGUGGUGGCCUAUUUUCUGGAAUUAUAAAAGGUUUAGAAAGACAUGGGUUGGCGCGGCACAUACCUGUUAUCGCCGUAGAAACCAAAGGAUGUGAUGUCUUAAGCAAAUCUUUAGAGGCCGGUCACCCUAUCACUUUGACGCAAAUUACAAGUGUAGCCACCUCUCUUGGUUCUCCAUAUAUAUCAGACUUUGCUUUUGAGGCUGCCCAAAAAUAUGGUACUAAAUCUAUUGUUCUCAAUGAUGCAGAAGUAUUGAGCACUUGCAUCAAGUUUGCAGAUGACUACCAUAUUGUUGUCGAGCCUGCUUGUGGAGCUUCACUUCACUUAUGCUACAAUCCAGAAAUUUUAAGCGCAUCUCUCGGUUAUGAACUAGAUGAAAAUGAUAUUAUAAUUACCAUUGCAUGUGGAGGUUCCUGUUCAUCAUAUCAGGAACUUAUUUCAACUUUAAAUGCAUUGCAAAACGAGUAG
Messenger RNA from Lachancea fermentati, 1017 nucleotides. Lineage: Eukaryota; Fungi; Ascomycota; Saccharomycetes; Saccharomycetales; Saccharomycetaceae. The record is from the annotation of a GenBank genome assembly.